Molecule: messenger RNA, 4450 nt
Organism: Scylla paramamosain (green mud crab)
Lineage: Eukaryota; Metazoa; Arthropoda; Malacostraca; Decapoda; Portunidae
Exons: 11
Coding region: 782-3835 (1017 amino acids)
Molecular function (GO): zinc ion binding
Source: RefSeq, a predicted model, not a curated record
CCACCAUCAUCCUGUCUCAGCUAUCCUGUGAAAGUGGGUGUGUGAGAGAGUGUGACUGCGUGUGUGAGGCGAGCACUGUCCAUCUCUUCGUUCAGUCCCUCACCACACCAUCACGACACCUCUACAUGCCCUCACCACGCCCACGCCAGCACUCAGCACGGUAAAAGUGACUGCAGAGAGUGAGAUGAGGCAACGAGACAGGCCUGUGAUAAGUGAACGAAAGAAAAAAACAAGUGAUAUGGAAGUGAUAAUGGAAAGAAGAGCAAACCAAAACAAAGAGACCAGCUGAGAGAGAGAGAGAGAGAGAGAGAGAGAGAGAGAGAGAGAGAGAGAGAGAGAGAGAGAGAGAGAGAGAGAGAGAGAGAGAGAGAGAGAGAGAGAGAGAGAGAACUAGAACAAGAAGAAGAAUUAGUAGUAGUAGUAGUAGUAGUAGUAGUCUCAGCAGUAGCAACAACAGUAGAAGAAUCAGUAGAAGAAGAAGAAGAAGAAGAAGAGAAGAAGAAGAAGAAGAAGAAGAAGAAGAAGAAGAAGAAGAAGAAGAAGAAGAAGAAGAAGAAGAAGGAAGAGGAGGAGAGAGGGGCAAAAUAACAGUGCUACCAAACAGAAAACAAAGAGAACGAUAACACUCGACAUUUCAGGAAGGAAUUGAAAGAGAAUACGGAUAAGAACAAUUGCAAGAACCGACGGUUGAACGAAGAUACCACCCAGUGUGGAGAGAGACGGAGUGACAGGCAGAUAAGCAGGCACUGGCUCAAUAGUAAGGAAGCGGAAACCAGACAGCAUGAAUGAUGAAAAUGAAGUGUUAUCACCUACCCUCCCUUCCCUGGGAUCUUCACGGCCACGCCCACGGAGGAAUCACAAACUAUCAGCAACCAGCUCCCUUUCUCCUACCUACACCUCCCUGCCGAGUCUGUUCGAGGAUGAAAAGCUGUCGGCCUUCUUCCCCUCGCUCUUCCAACCCUCCGCAGACCUCCCGGAUUCACCUUCGUCCGCGCCAUCAGUCCUGAGGUGUAAUCGCGGUGAAUGUUACAGGUAUCCUUCGAUUCAGGAGGAAACUGAAGCCCUGGAUGAGGAGAAGACGAAUGAACAGGAAAAAUUGGAGGUGGAGGAGAUAGGAAGGAGUGAGAAAGAUAAAGAAGACGAGGAGACAAAGAAGAAAGAUGAGAAAAGAGAUGAGGAGAGAAUGGAGAAAAAGGAGGAGUGGGAUGACGGGACCGGGAAGGAAAAAAAACUCAUAGAGACAAGGAAGGAAGAGGAUAAAGAGGAGGAGGAAGGAAAGAAGCAGAUGAAUAACAAGGUAACCAGGGAAAGUGAGUGCAGUUGUUCUUCAGUUGUAGAUGAAGAAGUUUUCUAUUCCCUGGAGAACGCCCCCUGCCCUCCCCAGCCGCGCCCUGCGAGCCACCCACCCUGCCUUACGCCAGACUCCUUGCCCGAAUCCUACUACACAACGAACGAUGGACCAUCGACGGAGAUCCUGUCCUCUCCUCAGUCAGGAGGCUAUGAUGACGAGGAUGUGCCCAUGAGAUUCGUGUAUCCGCCAAAGAUAUCUCGACUCGGCAGCAUAUACAGUCACCUCACCUACAGCACCACCGGGUCGUCCAGCUCAGACGGUGAGAGUGACACUAGUGCUACUCUGCCCAAGAAAGUGACCAUGCGUGUCAAGGAAAAGUGCAGCGAGAAGGGAGACGUUCGUGAUGGAAAGCACGCGUGGUCUGCGGAGUUCGAGCGACGCAACAAGACAGACACCGCUAUUGGUGAGGUGUCCAAGAACUCUCAGGCUUGUAGAAGCUGUAUAAACCCAAUAGAAAGCAGCGACCAUGCUAAGAAGGUACCCCCGGCCAAGCCCCCGAGAUUCCGCGUGUCCAAGAGGAACAGCAACAACGAGGACAAGAGGAAGAGCAGAGAGGACCCCGUCCGGUACAAAAAAAUCAGUGACCAGGACAAGCUGAGUGCGAAAAGAAGCGCCUCCAUGACCAACAUUCUUGAGAGUAACCUCGAGGUGACGCACGAGAGACAUCACCGGCUCUCUAGAAGCCCCGCGAAGGAGGUGACGGGUCUCCUACACCCUCACACCAAGGAUCAAGGGGAGAAGAAAGACCGGGAGAGAUACAGUAGCUUCAGAUACAAGGAUGCUGCCAAGAUCGUCUCCUCCAUCAUGUCAAAGAAGGCGCCGUUUCUUCAUCGCAAGGAUGCCUCCAAGUCCAAACACCAUCCUACAAAGAAAACGGGUAAGGAGGAGCCGCCAUCAUUGCUACCACCACCAUCGCCACCACCAUCAUCACCACCAUCGUCACCAGCACCACCACUACCACGACGACUACCACCACCAGCAUCAGCACCACUGGAACUAGCACCAGCGCCACCAGCACCAGUCGAGGAGCCGAAGCAGAAUGACACCGCAUCGGAAGCCACUAGGCCUUCCAGAAAACCCCGGCACAAGGACCAGGAGACCCUUCCCUUAGGGUCCCUCGACAAGGCUCAGGAAACGUGUCCCUCACACGGCGCUCUGUUGCACUUCUACUGCGUCAAGUGUCGCGUGGUAGUGUGUCGGGACUGCACGGUGGUGGCUCACUCUCAAGGCGAAAACCACAAGGUCCUUGACACCCUGGACUCCCUGGCCACGCUGCGCUCUGAGGCGGUGACCAUGCUGCGCCACUACACUAUCUUAGACACCAUGCACGCCUCCCUCACGGAAAUUUACCGCAAGUUUACGCUUCAGCACCGGGAUGUGGACAUGGGGGCGAUGGGGAAGCGUCUGGAGGAGGGGAAGUACCUGGCGGCGGUGGUGAAGGAGGCGGAGCAGAUGGUGACGACGUGGACGAACCUGCACCAGAUCCGAGAGUGUGUGAGUCAGUGGGAGGCGCGGCAGGACAAGUGGGGCGACCUGGUGUUUCUAGCCUCGCGCUGCGCCCUCCUUGCCAAUAUGUGCUUCCCCUCAGACACGGUGCAACUCAGGCUGGGGAGUUGGGUGAUGCCAACGCCGUGGAUACAACUUAGUCACCUCCUGCAGCCUUAUCUGAGGGCGUCCACACCUCAGACCUCCUCCUCGCACAGUAAAGACGGUCAGCUCAAACCAGGCGGUAGUGAGAGGGCCCUGAAGAUUCCGUCACCGGUGCAGGAAGCUCGGAAGCGGAGUGGCAGCCCUUAUGGUGGAGGGUCAAGUACAGGCGGCACGGACCAGCCCUUCCCCCACAACGCCCGUCAGAUGGUUCUCUCCAACCUGGUCCCGUACAUCAUCCUCAAUCCGGACAUCAGGUACUUCAUGCACGUGGGGGGCCCACGGGAUGUGGACCUGACCCUGGUGGUGGUACCUGUUGGCGACCACGCCCGUAACUGUCUGCAGCAACGUCGCAGUAUCGCCGCAAAGUCUCCAGAUAUGCUGUCCAAGGCCAACCACCGCCCCCCCAUGGAUGCUAUCACCCUGAUGGAGCAGCAGAUGACGAGCGGGUUGUGCAAGACUCGCAUCACGGCCUUCUCCAUGCCUCUCGGUCCCUCCGCAACCUCCACUGUCGUGAAAGUGACUUUUACUGACGUGAAGGUAGUGGGAGAUGGACAAGGGCUGCCGGAGAUUGAGAAUGGCUUGAAGCGAGGAGACUUGAUAGUGGAUCACGCCUCCAGUGGGCGUUCCUCACUGUCAGUGGUUGUGAGGGACAUCGGGGACUUCCCAGGCCUUCGCCUCGGCCGCGUCACCUGGGGCAUGGAUAGCCUAGCGUGCCUCGUGGACUCUGAGGACACCAAACGGAUGGAAUCUAGCAGCUUGCGGGCCAAAAUCAAGGCCACCGUGAAGCGCGAGGAGGAGGCGGUGUAUGAUGUGGUGUUUGGCAUGGACUUGUAACCCUCACCAGAACAUAAAGGGAGCUGCAGUAAGGCAGCAGGCCUGCGCGUGUCACUUCUUGUAGAAACUACUCCAACCUUCAUAUGUUGAUCUACCAUCCCCACUCCAUAAAUGUCUUAUUAUUUGAAAACUUUUUUUUUAUUUUAUUAAUGCCAUUGUAUUAAGCUUGAACCCAUUACUUCCAUCCUCAUUACUAAUUCUAGGGAUUGUUACUACAUCACCCUUACUGUAGUAUUCCUUGUACCACCUGUAAUUUUUUUUUUUUUAGCAUUUUAACUUUGACAUAGAAAACUGCAGAUACAGAGCUAUUUGAAUUAUCUUUUAACAUGAACUUGCCACAAAACAUUCUCAAAUUCCAUUAGAAGUGUCGAAUUGUGAAUCUCAUGAAUGCUCAAGUGAAGCAUGGAACCUCCUUCUGUGUUCAUCUAGUUAUUAUGACAAAAAUCUAGUUAGCAAUUACGUGAAAACAUGACUGAAAAUCAGCAUCACCAAAAAAAGUAAAUUAGAUGUAGCCUAUAACAAGUACACGCAUAUAACCAUACUAUUUUCCCAACACCAAACGUGCGCAUUUCGAAGCCCAGACCAAAGAAAGAUGCAAUAAAAGUAGUACAAGUA